CCCGCUCCAGCAGCUUAAAUCGGUUUGCGUGACAACAAAAAACACAUACAGAUACAAUGAAGCUCAUCGCCGCUUACCUCCUCCUCCAACAGGGUGGCAACGCCUCCCCCUCUGCCGCUGACAUCAAGGCGCUCCUCGAGACCGUUGGUGUCGAGGCUGAGGAGGACAGGCUCUCCAAGCUCAUCUCCGAGCUCGAGGGCAAGGACAUCAACGAGCUCAUCGCUGAGGGUUCUUCCAAGCUCGCUUCCGUUCCCUCUGGUGGUGCCGCUCCCGCCGCUGCUGCUGGUGGUGCCGCUGCCGGUGGUGCCGCUGAGGCUGCCCCUGCUGAGGAGAAGAAGGAGGAGGCCAAGGAGGAGUCUGACGACGACAUGGGCUUCGGUCUCUUCGACUAAGCAUGUUAUUUUCGACACCAAAUUGGUUUUUACCGCUUGUGGAUGUGAGAUUCAAGAGGCGAGGCAAGUUCUGCGCAUUAGUAGACGGUUCUGCCCAUUUGAAAUAUCAUAUGCAUGAGUCCUCUUCUCGCAGCCUGCCAUGUUUUUUUCCAUCGGCAGUUGCCCCGUAUCUCGUUAUUUUUAAGCCUUCAUUUGAUACGCGUGGUUAUUCGACUUAAUCUUCAGAAGGUUUAAUGAGUGCCUUGAUGGAUGCAAGUGGCGAGUAUCGCGA
This is a messenger RNA of Cryptococcus deneoformans JEC21, 663 nucleotides long. Its product is annotated as ribosomal protein P2, putative. Gene Ontology annotation, molecular function: structural constituent of ribosome. Bases 57 to 392 code for a protein of 111 amino acids. The transcript is spliced from 4 exons. Gene Ontology annotation, cellular component: cytosolic large ribosomal subunit; ribosome. NCBI's taxonomy places the organism in Eukaryota, Fungi, Basidiomycota, Tremellomycetes, Tremellales, Cryptococcaceae. Gene Ontology annotation, biological process: cytoplasmic translational elongation. The record is from RefSeq and is a predicted model, not a curated record.